UGGCUAGUUCAUUUUGCAGCUUCGUGCAAGGUUUUUUUCUGAUCGCCUAGAUCUCGACUUUAUUUGCAGAAUUCCGCAGCUGGCAUACUCUAAUUCACACCUUGGGUAGCUUGUGCAUAUACUUAUCAUCAAAUACAAGCCGGAAAAUGUCUGACUUUGGUGAUGACGAUGUUGGUGGUGGCGGUGACGACAACGUCUUCGACGAGGAUGAGGUGACCGAAUUCUACGAGCCAGAAGUUCCCGAAGAGGGUGAUGGCGAUGAACUCGAGAAUGGUGACGAGGACAACAUUGUCGUCUCCGGCGACCCUUCUGCCGCCGCCAAUGCGCAACGCGAUCAGCUCUCCGUCAAGGACAAGAAGAUUCCCGACUCGGAGCGAAACACAACGCCCUACAUGACCAAGUAUGAGCGCGCCCGUAUCUUGGGUACCCGCGCACUGCAAAUUAGCAUGAACGCGCCCGUAUUGGUCGAUUUGGAGGGUGAGACGGAUCCUUUGCAGAUUGCUAUCAAGGAGUUGCGUGAAAAGAAGAUUCCCCUGAUUGUGCGAAGAUACAUGCCUGAUGGAUACUACGAGGACUGGACCUGCGAAGAGUUGCUUCAGUAAACAAUGGAGCCGAUUCGAGUGAAUAGCGGCUGAUUGAUGCGAUGCUGCGGCAAGCGACUGGCGAUGGUGGUGCAGCCCUGAACAUGAUACAACUGGGCUCACGUAUCCCCAACCCCAGAGAUUGCACGCUGUGGCGUAUUCUAACCAGAAGACUCUUUUCACUGUGGUUUGUGGAUUUCUCAGGGCUGUAUUUCAAUGCAUGAGCGUGGCGUUAACCUUUUUGAUAUUACAAUUGGCAUGUAAUUUACCAACACAAGAUAUAAGGAUUCUAAAAAAUAGGGAAAAUUUGAUUUAUUAGACGCAGCUGAUCUGAACACAAUAUCAAGGUGACUGAC
Messenger RNA from [Torrubiella] hemipterigena, 937 nucleotides. Lineage: Eukaryota; Fungi; Ascomycota; Sordariomycetes; Hypocreales; Clavicipitaceae. The record is from the annotation of a GenBank genome assembly.